Messenger RNA from Pestalotiopsis fici W106-1, 1452 nucleotides. RefSeq lists its product as uncharacterized. The record is from RefSeq and is a predicted model, not a curated record. NCBI's taxonomy places the organism in Eukaryota, Fungi, Ascomycota, Sordariomycetes, Amphisphaeriales, Sporocadaceae. The transcript has a single exon. Gene Ontology annotation, cellular component: fungal-type vacuole membrane. Bases 1 to 1452 code for a protein of 483 amino acids. Gene Ontology annotation, biological process: transmembrane transport. Gene Ontology annotation, molecular function: transmembrane transporter activity.
AUGGCAGCGUCUUCAGCAGCAUCUACAGUGCAUGGUGACGAGAGUUCGGUGAUGGAGGGUGCAGACUUUCUCGCCGACACGCAAGCCAAGACGCGCAACGACCCGUCUGGGCGCGUUACGCCGCAGCAGAUUGGGACAGAAGCCAACAUUUACCCAGCACCCAACAAUGCUGCCGAAGCCGACAUUGAAAAGGGCGGUGCCGUCCCGCAGCUCAAGCCCGUCGGCGCGCCUCCUGGUUUUGCGCCGUCCGAUUUCCCCGAUGGUGGGCUGGACGCUUGGCUUACCGUCUUUGGUGGAUUUUUUGCCCUCUUUUGCACAUUUGGGCUGGUCAAUUGUGUUGGAGUGUUCCUCAGCUAUUAUGUUCAGGGUCCAUUAGAUGGCUACGGCGAAAGUGCCGUCAGCUGGAUCACGAGCACGCAAAUAUUCAUCCAAACUGGCACCACGGCGAUAUGGGGCCGUCUUUACGAUUCAUAUAGUCCGCGAUACUUGCUGAUCACCGGAACGAUUAUUUACUGUUUUGGUUUGAUGAUGACAUCUCUUUCCACGCAGUACUACCAAUUCUUUCUCGCGCAGUCCAUUGUGGCGGCAGCGGCGUCGGGUGCCAUUUUCAACGCAGCAAUGUCUUCCGUUAUUACUUGGUUCUUCAAGAAGCGCGGUGCAGCGCUCGGAAUCAUUGCUUCUGGCUCUUCUUUGGGUGGUGUCUGCCUGCCAAUCAUGAUGAAUCACCUUAUUGUGAGACUCGGCUUCCCGUGGACGAUGCGUAUAAUUGCGUUCAUGUUCCUGGGCAUGUGCGGCAUCGCAUCAGUUACCAUCAAAUCCAGGCUACCACCAAGACCAAAGCCAUUUAAUGUAAAGGACUACAUCAAGCCAUUCAAGGAGCCGGCCAUGCUUCUGACCAUGAUUGCGUCUUUCUUGUUCUUUUGGGGCAUGUUCCUACCUUUUAGCUAUAUAACGCUUCAGGCUGAGUCAGCUGGCAUGGAUGCAUCAUUGGCGCAAUAUCUCUUGCCAAUACUUAAUGCUGUCAGCAUACUUGGACGUAUCGGACCUGGAAUUGUUGCAGACAAGAUUGGCCGGUACAACUCCAUGAUAUGCAUCACCUUGCUGUCUGGCGUCAUCACCUUGGGCCUCUGGAUCCCCGGCACAAGCACGGGCGCUUUGAUUGCCUAUGGAAUCAUUUUUGGAUUCUCUUCAGGCGGUUUCAUCUCCUUGGCACCCACAUGCAUUGCACAGAUAUCCGACAUUCGAGAAAUUGGUACCCGUACAGGUGUAGCAUUUGGCGUUCAGUCGCUAGGUGCUCUCACUGGGUCGCCUAUCGGGGGUGCCCUGGUUAGGGCAAUGGAUGGAAAUUACCUUGGACUGCAACUCUUUUGCGGUAUUGUCAUGACGCUGAGCGUUUUCGUCUUCCUGGCAGCCCGCUAUGUACAACAAGGUUUUAAACUGGUCAAGGUGUGA